Molecule: messenger RNA, 2668 nt
Organism: Ficedula albicollis (Collared flycatcher)
Lineage: Eukaryota; Metazoa; Chordata; Aves; Passeriformes; Muscicapidae
Gene: LRRC14B
Product: leucine rich repeat containing 14B
Exons: 2
Coding region: 1-1551 (516 amino acids)
Cellular component (GO): cytoplasm
Source: RefSeq, a predicted model, not a curated record
AUGAAGUCUCUCCGAUUCAUUAGCGCCGAAGCGUUUGUGUCAAAUGCAGAGUUUGCCAGGAAGAGUCUCGGUGCUGUUGCCCACGAUCUUUUUCCGCUUCUUUUUAAAGCCAGCUAUUUACUGGAACAAGGGGAAGUGAUUCACGACUUGGUAGAGAACUGGCCACUUUUUGAUUUUAACAUGGGAAAACUUUUGGGAGCUACUCUGGACUACCAGGAAGACCUGAGCCAUAGGACAUGCUCAGUGUGCUUGGAAAGCUGUCUGACAGGGCUGAGAGACUAUGUGCUGAAUCAGUCUUCUCCCUACAUGAAAAAGUUGAAAGUGGUCGACCUGACGGGUAUAAAAGAUGUUGAAGUUCAGUUUUGUAAGUGCAAGAAGACAAUGGGCAGGUGGGCUAGGACACAGCUGCUCUCUAAGCUUUGUUCAGAACUGCUGGUUUACCUGCAACGAGCACAGUGCAACCCAGGUACCUUUGAAAUCAGUAUCAAUGUGCUAAUUGACUUAUUUGUUACAGAGCGGAACUAUGAGCUGGUUGUGCAGGCCCUGUUGAAGAAAUGCAGUUGUCCACUGAAAAUCUGCUGUGUGGCAUUCAGAUCUGACAACCUGACCUUGCAGAAAUUCUUCUAUAUCAUAAAACUCACUGAUCCCUCCUUGUUGCGUAAACUGGAAAUAGUUCAUAAUGUUCACUUGGAAAUGGAACACUUGGAAAUGCUCUUCAACAGCAUCCACUUCCCUCUAUUGAUGUCUUUGACCUUGCCAGCACGAACAUUUAAUGUGAGGAGGUUCACAGCUACAGACGAACAGAUGCUUUCUAACAUUGGAGAAAAGAUGGGCGAAAUGUCGCAGCUCACUGAGCUGAGUAUGUCAUUUUCUAUACUCACUGGAAGAAUACAGAAACUUCUCAGCCCAUUAAAAACUCCACUGAAGAUGCUGGAUGUUUCUAACUGCUCCCUGAACCAUGCUGAUAUGGCCUUUUUAGCCAAUAGCUUCCAUGCCAACCACUUGGAAGUCCUGGACUUGAGUGGUCACGAUAUUCCUGAGCUUUACCCAUCAACAUUCUUUAAGCUCCUCAGCCAUUGCUCUUCAGUGCUCAGGAGUCUUACCCUGGAGGACUGUAACAUCCAGGACACUCAUGUCAACAUGUUGAUUUUAGGUUUAAGCCCUUGUCAAAAACUACAGGAGUUUAAGUUUAUUGGAAACCCACUGUCAUCCCAAGCACUUAAACACCUUUUCACGUUUCUCUGUGAACUGCCAAUGCUGAAAAAUGUGGAGUUCCCAGUUCCAAGGGAUUGCUACCCUAUUGGCAUCACAUACCCCAUUGAUGAUGCCAGUCUUUGCAGAUUUGAUCACCAAAAAUAUGAAAGGGUAGCAGAGGAGCUUAAUCUCAUUUUACUCCAAGCAAAUAGAGAGGAUGUGAAGGCUUCAACACCACUCUUUGGGAGUUAUGAUGCAGCUGUACAGGAGACAAACAAUGAACUGGGAGCUUACUUGAUCAAGUCCUUCAAAGAGACUUUAGAGAAAUUCACUACUUCAUUUAGCAAAAUGAGUUAAAGUUGUAAAAUUGUAAAGUAGUGAUGAGAUGAUCUGCCAAAUCAGAACUUAAUUUAGUCUUUUGUAGAACUGCACCUUCAAUCAUCAGUUGUGAAUUUUCUUUAGUUUUUCAGCUGAAUUUACUAUUGUUUGAAUAGCUUCUAAUCAUCUGAGGUAUUGUAUCUUAUGCUAAAUCUAUUGCAUAUGCCUUACACAAGCACUACUUGCUCACAAAAAGGAGAGGACACUUAAAAGUGCAUGAUUUUAUACAAAUACACUUUUUCUCAGUAAAUCAAUUAGGUGUUUAAACUUGUAAAGAUUUCUUAUACAGGUUCCCUUAGGUUUGUCAGCUGGUCUGGUAGCCCAGCAGAAAAACCAGGGAAGUCCUUUCCCAAGUCCAGCAGGAUGUUCAAAAGAUUGUGCACAUAUCCUCACAUGUGGCUCCCUAAACUGAUUUUUUUUCCUUCUCAUGACCUGAAUUCACCAGUUUGUGUUUUAUGCAGUAUAUUCCCAAUAAUGGAGGAUGUGUAGCAGCCUCCAUAUCCCUGUGCCUCUUUCUUCUGCAGAGGCAGGUGCAAUAAACAGAAUUUGUCUUAUGCAUUGCCCUUGGUGAGGAGUAAAAUUCCAUAGUGAGGAGGCAGCAAACCAAAUGGUUGGCUGACAGCAGGGGAUCUCUAAGGUACUCCCUGGAAUCAGCUUCUCAGCUGGUGGGAUGUACCCUGCUCCUUUCAGCUGUUUUAAAGAAAGUCUGGGACUGUGGUAAUACUGAAAAAAAGAGUAGUGUUGAAAAAACAUGAAAAAAGAAUUUAAUCCAAUGCCAAUUUAAAAAAUGUGGAAAAGGGACAAGGCUGGUUGCUGAGUAACUGGAAGUUCAUGUGUGUAAAACACUGCUGGCCUUCCAUCAGGACUGUGUGUUCCCUACAGACUCGCAACCAGUAUCAGGAAAAAUCACAUUUAUUUGUCAAGCUUUAGUGCAAGGGAAGUAUCAGAGUGACCUCAGACUCCACACAUUGGAGCAUAGGUAAAGGGGCCAAGUGGAUGUCAGGACAGUUAGGGCCACAGGACACACAUCUGGGGAGAGUACUAUAAAUCUAUAAAUGGGCCCUGAGUGGUAAACAAGUACUACUCACCUGUAAAA